AUGCAGCAGGGCCGGCCAUCCCUCUGCUGCGUCUCCACCAUCCGCAGCUCGCAGGGACCACCCGAGCCAGCCGCCGCUGCCGCCUCUGCUCACUUCAGCUUCUGCCGCAGCCUCCUGGAGCACACGGUGUCGGCCGAGAACCUCAGCUACCGCCUGCAGCGCGCCGCGGGCAGCAGCCUCACCUGGCACGACGGCCGCAGCCAGCGCCCCGACGGCACCGGGCGCACCGUCAAACUCCUGCGGCAGCCGGGCACUGAGGGCUCGCAGGUCCGUGGCUGUGACCAUUAUGGCAUCUACCACACCAGCCCCACGCUGGGCAGCCUGGUCAAGCCAGUGGUGCUGUGGACCCAGCAGGAUGUGUGCAAAUGGCUGAAGAAGCACUGCCCACACAACUAUCUCAUCUACGUGGAGGCGUUCUCCCACCACGCCAUCACAGGCCGGGCGCUGCUGCGGCUGAACGGGGAGAAGCUGCAGCGCAUGGGGAUCGCGCUGGAGGCGCAGCGCCAGGAGCUCCUGCAGCAGGUCCUGCAGCUCCAGGUGCGCGAGGAGGUGCGGAACCUGCAGCUGCUCAGCCAAGAUUGCACCAACACUGUGAACCGAGCUCCGCUGGGAUGGGCUGUGCAUCGCCGAUACGAGACCUGAGCCACACGCUUGGAAUAAGAAGAGACAGCUUCCCAGACACUCCAGGGCUCCUCUCCUGCUUCUUCCUUCUCUUUCUUUUAAAGGAACACAUUCCUGUGCAGGGAUGGAAGGUUUCUUCCAGCAGACAUGGCUCUUGGCUGGAGGAAAAUCAGCAAACCAGCUGCUGGGACAGAUGAUGAACUUCCAUCCACCUGAGCCUGACAGUUCACAGGGAAAGAGAUGGAAAAAAGGAGAUGGCAAAAGGCAGGGCUCAGCACUGUGGAGAAAGGCAAUGCAGUGAUUCCAGGGACAGCUCGGAGCCGUGUGCAGGACACUGAAGCAUUAUGCACUUGGGCAACAUCCCAGCACCCAGCAACUCGUGUCCAUGCCUCGGAGCUUAUUUAGGCAGCUUUGGUUUCCUCAUCAGACUGGGCUGCCUUCCAGUGGCCAGGGAGGUGACGUUAUCGGUCGCAAAUAAGAUGAUACAACCAGCCAAAAAAUUCAAAGCGGGGCCAAGACCCCAGCAGCCAGCUCCACUUGGUGAGUAAAAAAGGGAGCUGAGUCAUCAGAGAUGGAAAAUCUGCAAGUAAAAGCAGGUUGGAUGCACCAGGAGGGUGCCAUGGCCGGGAGGAAGCUGUGCCAAGAGCUCAUCCUUCAUCCA
This is a messenger RNA of Agelaius phoeniceus (red-winged blackbird), 1282 nucleotides long. It is a transcript of the gene SAMD10, whose product is annotated as sterile alpha motif domain containing 10. Gene Ontology annotation, biological process: cell surface receptor protein tyrosine kinase signaling pathway. Gene Ontology annotation, cellular component: cytoplasmic side of plasma membrane. NCBI's taxonomy places the organism in Eukaryota, Metazoa, Chordata, Aves, Passeriformes, Icteridae. The record is from RefSeq and is a predicted model, not a curated record. Gene Ontology annotation, molecular function: protein binding.